AUGGGAUCCGACAAAUCAUCGUCACUGUCACGAUCAGAAGGUGGUGUUUAUGAUGUGGUUCAGGCUGAGAUUCGAAUCAACAAUCAACCCGAAAGCAAUGGAAAUGUCGUCAGCAACGAUUUGUAUCCAAUGAAUGGCCAUUCAACGUUAGACUCACGCGACGGCAGCGAUUCAUCAAAGAGAAGGCUUUCACCCAACGAAAAGUCAUAUUUCUUGGCAAGAGAAAUUUUAAUGACUGAACGAACAUAUAAAAAGGAUUUAGACAUUUUGAAUACAUGGUUUCAAGAUGAACUACCGCCCGAAAAUGUUGAAUCGCUACAGCCACUGUUUCAGCUAAUCGAAUCAAUGACCCAACAUCAUGGUGUAUUUUUGCGCGAUCUUGAACAUCGCAUCCUACUCUGGGAGAAUCGGAAUAUGACUGAAAACCAUCACAUCGGCGACAUUAUGCUAAAAAGCAUGGUAGUGCUGCCAGUAUACGAAGAGUAUUUAGAGAGUCAUCGAGAAUUUUUGGAACGCCUCAAUGAUCUAUAUGAAACCGAUGAACCUUUCCAACAGAUUUAUCGCGAAUUCGAACAGCAGAAAAUAUGCUACGUUCCGAUUGGAACGCUCGUACUGAAGCCAUUGCAUCGUUUGCUGCACUAUCAACUGAUUUUGGAAAAAUUACUGGAAUUUUAUCCGGAAGAUCAUCCGUGUCAUGCCGACUGUCAAGGUGCAUUGGUCAUGAUAUCACGAACAACUGAAAAUGUACGACAAAUUCUGGAAGAUUCAGAAAAUUUCCAGUUAUUAUGCGAAUUACAACGAGAUUUGGGCGGUUUUGCACUGCUAGCCAAUAACAGUCGUGUGUUUAUUCGGCAAGGAUGCCUUUUGAAACAUUCCAAACGCGGUUUGCAACAACGCAUUUUCUUUUUGUUUUCGGAUGUACUAUUGUACGGCAGCAAAUCGCCAGCCACUCAACAGUUCAAAAUGCUCGGCCAUGUUGCGCUUCGAUCACUUAUCACCGAGAAUGCGGAGCACAACGCAUUCAUCAUCUAUGGCGGACAAAAGGCAAUCACAGUCAGCGCCGGAACAACCGCCGAGAAAACUUUAUGGCUGGCCGAGCUAUCCAAGGCAUCAGCUGAAAUCAAGUCAAAGCCACAUGUUCAACUCAAUCUGGGAACAUUGAAGAAUUGCAGUUCAUCUGAGGAGGGCUUAGAUACAUGUGCACAAUCGAACAAAUCACCGACUGGAUCGACAGCAUCAGCUGUGCGAAGCAAUAAUGCCAUUCACGUGUGUUGGCAUCGCGGUGCAACGGUUAGCUUGAGAGAUUUUAUCGUUUCAUCCGAGAAUCAGUUGUCUGGCUAUUUACUGAGGAAGUUCAAGAACAGCUCGGGCUGGCAAAAGCUAUGGGUCGUAUUCACAUCGUUCUGCUUGUUUUUCUACAAGAAUUAUCAAGAUGAAUUUGCACUGGCCAGCCUGCCAUUGCUGGGAUAUUCCGUGGGCCCGCCCAGUUUCCAAGAUACUAUCCAAAAAGAGUUCGUGUUCAAGCUAUCGUUCAAAAAUCACGUGUACUUUUUCCGCGCUGACAGUGAACACACAUACAAUCGCUGGAUGGAAGUGCUACGAAGUACAACGCAAACGCAAGAAUUCAAAAAUACUCGCGGAACGCAUUAA
Messenger RNA from Sitodiplosis mosellana (orange wheat blossom midge), 1650 nucleotides. RefSeq names its product FERM, ARHGEF and pleckstrin domain-containing protein 2-like. The record is from RefSeq and is a predicted model, not a curated record. The transcript has 6 exons. The coding region runs from base 1 to 1650 and encodes 549 amino acids. Gene Ontology annotation, molecular function: guanyl-nucleotide exchange factor activity. Lineage: Eukaryota; Metazoa; Arthropoda; Insecta; Diptera; Cecidomyiidae.